Molecule: messenger RNA, 4619 nt
Organism: Ceratotherium simum simum (southern white rhinoceros)
Lineage: Eukaryota; Metazoa; Chordata; Mammalia; Perissodactyla; Rhinocerotidae
Gene: PRDM10
Product: PR/SET domain 10
Biological process (GO): regulation of transcription by RNA polymerase II
Cellular component (GO): nucleus
Molecular function (GO): sequence-specific DNA binding; DNA-binding transcription factor activity, RNA polymerase II-specific; protein binding
Source: RefSeq, a predicted model, not a curated record
CCGAAGAGUCGGCUUUUCUGAUUGGCUUAGAGUACAAACGCAGGCGAGCGCCUCCUGAGACCCGCUCUUUGAUUGGGUUUUAAAUGAACUACAGAGCACGAAAUAAAGAGGCCUUCCGUCAUUGGGCCAUUGCAUGAAUCUCCUUUUGGCUUCUCUGCCGACUGAAUAAGCGUCUCAGGAUCUUCGUCAUGACUCUUAAAUCUGGGCCUGUCAGUUCGCCCCAGCCUUACUCGUCUCUAAGCAGGGCAUGGGGUUUACAGAGUUCAACCAAUCAUAUAACGCCGAGAUCAGGUUGCCAGGCAGAUUAUGCUAACGAUACCCCGCCUUUUAUGCUGCUCCCACUCUGCGGCGGGAAGAACCACCUGGAGGUGGCGGGGGGGUUUGAUUUCCAUCACCCCUAGGGAGAGAGGACCGGGGACCCGCUGAUCUUCCAGCUCCCCUCACCCAACGUCGUGCGCAUUGCAGAGAGGUCUUUUUGUCCUUCAUGAACACUCACGUGGUAGAUAGAUGACUGUCCUCCACCCUGCCCUGCCCUAGGUGCCCUGGACGUGGAGCUGUCCAGUAGGGAAAGGAUGGAUUCCAAAGAUGAAAGCUCACACGUGUGGCCUACGUCUGCAGAACAUGAAGAGAAUGCUGCACAGGUACACUUUGUUCCAGACGCUGCAACUGUGGCUCAGAUCGUCUACACCGAUGACCAGGUUCGCCCUCCCCAGCAGGUGGUGUACACGGCAGAUGGUGCCUCCUACACGUCAGUGGAUGGCCCGGAGCAUACGCUGGUGUACAUCCAUCCUGUGGAAGCUGCGCAGACUCUCUUUACAGACCCAGGCCAGGUAGCUUAUGUCCAACAGGAUGCUACAGCUCAGCAGGCCUCAUUACCAGUGCAUAACCAGGUGUUACCUUCAAUUGAGAGUGUGGAUGGGUCAGACCCUUUGGCAACUCUGCAGAACCCUAUGGGUAGACUGGAGGCCAAAGAGGAAGAGGAUGAGGAUGAGGAUGAGGAUACCGAGGAAGAUGAGGAAGAAGAUGGUGAAGACACAGACCUGGAUGACUGGGAACCAGAUCCACCUCGGCCCUUUGACCCUCACGACUUGUGGUGUGAGGAGUGUAAUAAUGCACAUUCUUCAGUGUGCCCAAAGCAUGGCCCCUUGCAUCCCAUCCCCAACCGGCCUGUGCUCACGAGGGCGAGAGCGAGCCUCCCCCUGGUCCUCUACAUCGACAGGUUCCUCGGAGGAGUGUUCUCCAAAAGGCGCAUCCCCAAGCGCACCCAGUUUGGCCCAGUGGAGGGACCCCUCGUCAGGGAGUCCGAGCUGAAAGACUGUUAUAUUCAUUUAAAGGUUUCUCUUGAUAAAGGGGACAGGAAAGACAGAGACCUGCAUGAGGACCUCUGGUUUGAGUUGUCUGAUGAGACCCUUUGUAACUGGAUGAUGUUUGUGCGUCCAGCCCAGAAUCACCUGGAGCAGAACCUGGUGGCUUACCAGUACGGCCACCAUGUGUAUUACACAACAAUAAAGAAUGUGGAACCCAAGCAGGAGCUUAAGGUGUGGUAUGCUGCGUCCUAUGCUGAAUUCGUGAACCAGAAAAUUCAUGACAUUUCUGAGGAAGAAAGGAAAGUUCUUCGAGAGCAAGAGAAGAAUUGGCCCUGCUAUGAAUGUAACCGCCGAUUUAUAAGCUCAGAGCAGUUGCAACAGCAUCUCAAUUCUCAUGAUGAGAAACUGGAUGUGUUUAGCAGAGCAAGAGGCAGAGGAAGGGGACGAGGCAAGAGGCGAUUUGGCCCAGGUCGACGGCCAGGGCGUCCUCCAAAAUUUAUCCGCUUGGAAAUAACCAGCGAAAACGGGGAAAAGUGUGAUGAUGGGACACAGGACCUGCUACAUUUUUCCACCAAGGAACAGUUUGAUGAGGCUGAACCAGCUACUCUGAAUGGGCUGGAUCAACCAGAACAGACCACUCUCCCAAUCCCUCAGCUGCCACAAGAAACCCAGUCUUCUCUGGAGCAUGAGCCAGAAACUCACAGCCUCCACCUGCAGCCCCAGCACGAGGAGAGUGUCCUGCCCACCCAGAGCACGUUGACGCCCGAUGACAUGCGCAGAGCCAAGCGCAUCCGAAACGCAGCUCUUCAGCAUCUGUUUAUUCGGAAGUCCUUCCGGCCUUUUAAAUGUUUGCAGUGUGGGAAGGCCUUUCGUGAAAAGGACAAGCUGGACCAACACCUGCGCUUCCACGGGCGGGAGGGGAGCUGCCCCUUGACCUGUGACCUCUGUAACAAGGGCUUCAUCAGCAGUGCCUCCUUGGAGAGCCACAUGAAGCUCCAUUCGGACCAGAAGACUUACUCUUGCAUUUUUUGCCCAGAAUCCUUUGACCGCCUUGAUUUGUUGAAAGAUCAUGUGGCUAUUCAUAUCAAUGAUGGCUACUUCACCUGCCCAACUUGUAAAAAACGCUUCCCAGAUUUUAUCCAGGUGAAAAAACACGUGCGAAGCUUCCACUCAGAGAAGAUCUACCAGUGCACAGAGUGCGACAAAGCCUUCUGUCGUCCUGACAAACUGCGACUCCACAUGCUCCGACAUUCGGACCGCAAAGAUUUCCUGUGUUCGACGUGUGGGAAGCAGUUUAAGCGAAAAGACAAACUACGGGAACAUAUGCAAAGGAUGCAUAAUCCUGAGAGGGAGGCCAAGAAAGCUGACCGCAUCAGCCGCUCCAAGACUUUUAAGCCUCGGAUCACGUCCACUGACUAUGACAGCUUCACGUUCAAGUGCCGCCUGUGUAUGAUGGGCUUCCGGAGACGAGGCAUGCUGGUAAAUCACUUAUCAAAGAGACACCCAGACAUGAAGAUAGAAGAGGUGCCAGAGUUAACUCUACCCAUCAUAAAACCGAACCGUGAUUACUUCUGUCAGUACUGUGAUAAGGUUUAUAAAAGUGCCAGCAAGCGAAAAGCCCAUAUUCUGAAGAACCAUCCAGGGGCUGAGCUCCCACCCAGCAUUAGGAAGCUUCGUCCUGCUGGCCCCGGAGAACCAGACCCCAUGCUGAGCACCCACACCCAGCUCACGGGCACCAUAGCUACCCCUCCCGUCUGCUGCCCUCACUGCUCCAAACAGUACAGCAGCAAGACCAAGAUGGUACAACAUAUUCGAAAGAAGCAUCCAGAGUAUGCCCAGCUCCCUAACACCUUACAUACACCACUGACGACAGCUGUGAUCAGUGCUACCCCAGCGGUUCUAACUACAGAUAGUGCCACUGGAGAGACUGUGGUGACAACGGACCUGCUAACCCAAGCCAUGACAGAACUGUCCCAGACCCUAACAACAGAUUACCGAACACCACAAGGGGACUACCAGAGAAUUCAGUAUAUCCCUGUGUCACAGUCCACAUCGGGUCUUCAGCAGCCUCAGCACAUACAACUGCAAGUGGUGCAAGUGGCCCCGGCCACUUCCCCUCACCAGUCUCAGCAGUCCACUGUGGAUGUUGGCCAGCUCCACGACCCUCAGACCUACACCCAGCAUGCCAUCCAGGUGCAGCACAUCCAGGUCACUGAGCCCACAGCCUCGGCACCAUCCUCAUCCCAGCCUCUGAGCCCCUCUUCCCAGCAGUCUCAGCAGGGGCUCAGCCCCUCCCACAUACAAGGUGGUUCUUCUGCACAAGGCCAGGCCCUCCAGCAGCAGCAGCAGCAGAGUUCCUCUGUACAACACACCUACUUACCCAAUGCUUGGAAUUCCUUCCGUGGCUAUUCAUCUGAGAUUCAAAUGAUGACACUUCCCCCAGGUCAGUUUGUGAUUACAGACAGUGGUGUGGCAACUCCUGUCACCACUGGUCAAGUGAAGGCCGUUACUCCGGGUCAUUAUGUGUUAUCAGAAAGUCAACCAGAAUUGGAGGAAAAGCAAGCUUCUGCUCUCUCCGGGGGAGUCCAGGUUCAGACAACUGCACACAGUGACUUGGACCCCCAGACCACCAGCCAACAGCAGCCCACACAGUACAUCAUUACAACCACCACCAACGGGAAUGGGAGCAGUGAAGUGCAUAUCACUAAACCUUAACUUCUGUCCCUGAGCUAGAAUGGAGCAGUCACAUCCUGUUUCUCAUUCAUAAGUCCGAAAGCUUCUGACACUUAGAACUCUUUUUUAAGAUUUAUCAUUCACUCAAGAGUUUGGAAACUACAGUUUUGACACUCAUACAUACACUGGGACUUAUUUUCUCAAGGUCAUAUUUACCAAACUGACUCUUCAAACCCUAGGAGUUUCUGCCAUGGAAUGCAGAUCUUUCAGGGGAAAGUAGAUUUCAAGAUGGAGAAAAUUUGCCUUGCUCUUGAGUUGGUUUUUUAACACAUUGAUAAGCCUUACUUUUCCUUUGUGGAAAUAUUAAGUGGUGUAUUGUGUUUGUACCAAAGGUGGAGAAAGGAUGUGCCAAGUCCAUGGCCACUGGACUUCUUAAUUCCCAGCCGUGGCACCAAAGGAGAAGGGGCAUUUUAUGGGUGUGUGUUAGGUCAGAACUACUUCAUCUUGUGAGUCUGUGUUUUCAGUAAUUUAACAAAGGGAGCCUACUGAAUAUGAAAAUAAAAUUGAUGAAACAAAGGUUUGACAGUGAUGUUCUGAAAGAAAAACUGCCAUCUAAAUUUUUUUUCUUAUUGCUGUUUU